AUGGCUUUGCUUUUGGCACUUGUGGCCACUCACGCCGUAGCUAGACCUGCGCCAACCCACGCCACUUUCAAUGACCAAAAGAAUCUCCUUGGUGGGGUUGGUGGCAUCUCCGGCCUCCCGUUCGGUGGAUUGGGUGGUGGUCUUGGUUUUCCUGGUGGAAUUGGUGGUCUCGGUGGCCCUGGUGGUAUUGGUGGUCUUGGCUUUCCUGGUGGCAUUGGUGGUCUUGGCUUUCCUGGUGGCAUUGGUGGUCUUGGCGGGCUCGGUGGCCCCGGUGGGAUUGGUGGUCUCGGUGGCCCUGGUGGAAUUGGUGGAGUAGGUGGAGUUGGAGGACUGGGAGGCACUGGCGGUGGCUUGGGUGGAGGUGGCAGCGGAGGCACCGGUGGUGUUGGUGGCGGUUCUGGUGGCCCUUACCCUUGA
Messenger RNA from Cucurbita pepo subsp. pepo (vegetable marrow), 417 nucleotides. RefSeq lists its product as uncharacterized. The record is from RefSeq and is a predicted model, not a curated record. Lineage: Eukaryota; Viridiplantae; Streptophyta; Magnoliopsida; Cucurbitales; Cucurbitaceae.